Molecule: messenger RNA, 2465 nt
Organism: Umbelopsis ramanniana AG
Lineage: Eukaryota; Fungi; Mucoromycota; Umbelopsidomycetes; Umbelopsidales; Umbelopsidaceae
Exons: 11
Coding region: 199-2151 (650 amino acids)
Molecular function (GO): protein binding
Source: RefSeq, a predicted model, not a curated record
CAUGGCUACUGGUGAUAACUGAUCAAGCUUAGCAACUGGGCCACGAACGAAGUGAGUUUCACUUUUUGGACUGUGAAAAUUGGGGUAGUCAUUUCACACGAACAAUUCAAGGUAAUGACUUGUGAGCCUGACAUUGCCACCGGUCAACCCAGCUCGUCCGUCGUGGCUCUUCGAAUACCUCAAAUUGCACAGACUUAAAUGUCUGGACGAGAACGACCAUCCCGCGCAAAGCAGCCUAUCCAGCAGGACAAGUCGACUGAGCUACCAUCGCGUUCGAUCCCACAAACUGCUCCGUCGACAAGCAGGGUUGAAUCGGCUGCCACCUCUGCCAUUUAUGCUGCUCGUGGAUUAACCGUUGGGUUGGCUCGCUCUGCCCGCGACCUCAUCCCAGCUUUCGAUAGCUGGGCACCCUUUUCCCAAGUUGAAUCGCUUAGUACUGUGCUGUUCACACCGCUCGGUUCACAACAUAUCUACAAGCGAGAGACUAUGGAGAAGGCGCUCCAACUAAUGCAGCAACAACAUAAAAGAACUAACGAUAACAACACCACCGAUUUGGCUCACAGACUUAGAGAAUCUCCAAAGCUACCAUCCAGCAAGGAUCUGCUGGCUAUUGAAAUACCAGACACGCAGGCACCGUUGUCUUUAUUCCAAGGUUUUCACGCAAGUUACCCUGCCUAUUCCAGCCACGGUGUGAUUUCCAAACACCACAUCAGGCGGAAAAAGCAUGGUGGGUCUGACAAACGAAGAGGAUCCGUCAGUGACAAAGGAAAAGCAAAUUCGUCGCUCCCACGAUUGCAAAGUCAACUGGUUGCGGAUAAGCACAAGAAGCAAAGAGAAUACGAUAAACUUCAAAUGAAUAAGUUGGCCAUUUCAAAUCAAGUGAGCCAGAUAGAAGCACAAAUCGCAGAUUUAGCCAGUCGACGAAAAGAACUCGAAGCCAAAUGGGCGAAAUUAGAGAUCCGAGAGAUGCAACUGCAAGAUACCAAUUUAGAAGAGGCUAUUGUAAAUUAUGAGGACGACCAUGCGGAUGAAAUUUUGAAAAUUGAGGACCGAAAAACUAAGCGAAGAGAAAGAGAGCAUUUUGAUGAUGAACUUGACACCGAUGUGCAAACCGGAACAUGCUUAAAGACUCUUUAUGGUCAUCAAGAUAGCAUUAUAUGCCUUGAUUUCGACCAUUCUGGAGGUUCAUUGGUGUCAUCGUCCUAUGAUGCUUCCUGUCGUGUAUGGGAUUUGGCAACUCAGAAAUGUAUUGGAACGCUUUCAGGUCAUUCCGGCAUUGUACGCUGUCUCCAAGUUCGAGACAACAAUCACGUAUACACCGGCUCAGAUGAUUUCACAAUUCGCAAUUGGGAUCUCUCACUCAUACCACCAGCAAGAUCUCAAUCACCUUCGGUGAUGAGUACUGCCUCCUCGCCCGCACAGUCUCCUAAACUUGAUCCACAAACUCACCAUGAUAUUGUGCCUAGCAUUACUGAGUGUUGUAUAGAUACUUUGGAAGGUCAUAGCGGUCCUGUCACUGCUAUCCAUGCGGAUGAGAAUCAUUUGGUAUCUGGAUCUGCCGACAAAACUAUGAAGCAAUGGGAUCUGGAGACCGGCCAGUGUGUUAUGACCCUUGACGUUAUGUGGUCUUCACAGGGUAGGUCUGGUAUAGUCGACUGGGGAACUAUGCCGCAAGAUCACCAGAGCAAUGGAAUCUAUGGUGAAUCAGUAGGAGACUUUGUCGGUGCACUGCAAUUUUGGAACUUUGCUCUAGCAAGUGGCACGGUCGAUGGCAAGAUUCGCAUGUGGGAUUUGCGAACAGGACAGUCUCAUCGAACGUUAUCUGGACAUUCUGGCCCAAUCACUGCUCUUCAGUUUGAUGAAGUGCAUGUCGUCAGCGGCAGUUUAGAUAAAAGCAUAAAGAUUUGGGACUUGCGAACAGGAUCCAUUUUUGAUAUGUACGCAUACGAAGGUCCUAUAACCAGCCUGCAGUUUGAUUCCAACAAAAUUGCAUGUACUGCUAGCACUAAACAAAUCAAGAUUUAUAACCGAACCUCUUUCCAACAUACCGUAAUCGAUGGUCAUACUCAGGCUGCAACAAGCGUGCGAUUUAGGAAUAAUAUGAUUGUUAGCGGUGGCAAAGAUAGCGUUGUAAAAUUGUGGAGCUUGUAAACCCCGACCUAUAGUCCUUUUUUUUUUCUUCUCUUUAAUAGAACCGUUCAUUCCUUUCAAACCAUUCGCAAACAGUUAAUGAACAAAUUAGCAGCACUGAAUGGAGUUUUUGCUGUAAACAAACCUAUUGGCUGGACCUCAAGGGAUGUCGUGAAUCGUGUCCAAAACGUACUGACAGCCUCUUGGUAUUCGGAGCAGAGCUUGCCAGUACCUAGAAAGAAAGUCAAGAUGGGUCACGGAGGAACCCUUGAUCCCAUAGCUGAAGGCGUACUGGUUUUGGGAGUAGGCAGCGGGUGCAAGGACAUGCAAGGGUA